Messenger RNA from Myzus persicae (green peach aphid), 4460 nucleotides. Its product is annotated as forkhead box protein K2-like. The record is from RefSeq and is a predicted model, not a curated record. Gene Ontology annotation, molecular function: DNA-binding transcription factor activity, RNA polymerase II-specific; RNA polymerase II cis-regulatory region sequence-specific DNA binding; protein binding. NCBI's taxonomy places the organism in Eukaryota, Metazoa, Arthropoda, Insecta, Hemiptera, Aphididae. Gene Ontology annotation, biological process: regulation of transcription by RNA polymerase II. The transcript has 10 exons. The coding region runs from base 809 to 3031 and encodes 740 amino acids.
CGACGACGACACCGACACCGCUGCCGCCGCCCACAUCGUCACCGUCACCGCCACUCGACGUCAACAGCAGCACCGGCCGCCGUCGCAGCAGUUCGAUCGUCACGUGGUACACACCCUCCACCCGAGCCUUCGGUCAUCUGCUGGUAAACACUAAACAAACGGGCACACCACCGCCUUCCACCGUGCCCAAGCACACGCACACCACUAUCGCGCCAGCGCGCGCGCGCACACACACACGCCACACACACACCACACACACACCACACACACACACACACACGCACGCGUUCGUUCGCACUCGUACUUUGGUUUUUCGUCGUUCGCGUCGCUGUCCGUCAUCGCCGCCGUUUCGGGGAAAAAAAAAAUAACAGCAGCAGCAGCAACUCUCGCCGUCUCACUCACUCUCUCUCUCUCUUCCUCAUUCGCUCACGGUCUCUCGUCCGUCCAUCACUCUGUCUCUGUCUGUCGCGGUCGGAACGUCUGUACACGGCCGUCGAGUGUGCGUGUGCGCGUAACGCAACGCGUCGUCGAUUCUGCCGCGCCGAGUACGUCUCGUGCACACACACCGGUGCAGGUUAUUCGCCUACACUCGCCCGGGCCUGACGACCACAACACUGCCGCAGCAUCGACACGAACCACCGCCGCCACCGUACCGCGAUAUCAUCGUCGUCGCGUGUGUUAUCGUCUCUAUCGUUCGCCGCGAUAUCAUCGCCGUCCGCCGAAGUGCAGUGGUGUACACAUACACGCGCGCCCGCCCGCUGUCCGUCCGUCGCAUCAGCAUCAGCAGACACGGUGCUACGUGUGCACCAUGUCCGACACGGAUUGGACGCUGCACGCGCUCAAGUCAAUGCCCGGUAGCCCGACUAACGUGCAAUGGGCCCCGGACCAGGACGUGACGGGCGUGAUCGCCAAGCUUGAGGGCCGCGAGCUCGAGUACUUGAUCCGACAGAAGCGCAUCGUCAUCGGCCGGAAUAGCUCCAAGGGCCAGGUGGACGUGAACAUGGGUCACUCGAGCUUCAUAUCUCGGCGUCACCUGGACGUGCUGUACGAACACCCGAACUUCUAUCUGACGUGCCAUGGCAAGAAUGGUGUGUUCGUGGACGGCGUGUUCCAGCGGAAGGGCGCCCCGGCGCUACAGCUGCCCAGGAGGUGUUUAAUGCGAUUUCCUAGCACAACAAUUCGGCUAGUAUUUUAUUCUUUGAUAGAUGAAAUGGCACCACCUCCUGUACUACAACAGAAUACAUUUAUUCAAACUCAAACUAGACCAAUUGCUACACCUUCAAGAAGUUAUGCAAGUCCUUUGAGUAUAAAUAUUCCUCCUCAAGUCAUCAAACAAGAACCUUCGACUUAUUUAUCAAAGGAAAAUAGAUUUAUGAGUCCUUUUCCAUCUCCUACUGGCACUUUAAGUGCUGCUAAUUCCUGUCCAACUAGUCCUAGAGGAGGACAUAACCGACAUACACUUGGACCAGAUUUGCAAAUGGCAGCAUAUGCAGCUGCAGUAGCUCAUCCUGGUCAAAUAGGUGUAAUUUCUACUCCUACAUCAUCUGCUAUUUAUGUAGAAGAAAAUAAACACUUAAAUAAUAUGUCUAGUCAGAAUAGCCGAGAUGAAGAAACUAGCCCAUUAGAUGCAACUGUUUUUGAUGUUAGCAUUGGUAGCGAACCAUUUGUUAGUGAUUUUUAUAGAAAUGGUACAUCAACAUCCACGGGACAAAAUUACAGUCCUCCUGAUACUGUUAUCCAGGACAGAUCAACACCUAUAAAUAAUAACAAUAGCAAUAGCAAUUCUAAUGCAAAAUCUAAAGAUGAAUCCAAACCACCUUAUUCAUAUGCUCAACUCAUUGUACAAGCGGUUGCUUCAGCUUCUGAUCGUCAGCUUACUUUAAGUGGAAUUUAUUCCUAUAUUACCAAAAAUUAUCCAUAUUAUCGAUUUGUGGAUAAAGGGUGGCAAAACUCGAUAAGACACAACUUGUCAUUGAAUCGCUAUUUUAUAAAGGUUCCUCGUUCACAAGAAGAACCGGGAAAAGGAGCUUUUUGGAGAAUUGAUCCUUCAUCUGAACAAAAAUUAAUUGAGCAAGCUUUUCGGCGUAGACGUAUAAGAGGAGUGCCUAGUUUUAGACUUCAUAAUUCAUUUGGAAUGUCUUCAAGGAGUGCUCCUCCAUCACCAAGUCACAUUACUGGUGGUGAAUUAUCAAUCGCAGAUUCGUUAUCUAGAGAAACUUCACCAUCGCCUCCAGUUUCUUCUUCAGACCAACAACAAGAUGAAGUUUGUUUGGCGAAUUCUAUCUCAAACCAAAUUAAAUCACCAAAUAAAAUUUCUCAUACUAAUGGUGUUGGUGUGCUUCAUUAUGUUUCAUCAACAGCUAACAAUGAAGCUUUAGAAAUGCAAAGUCCUCAGCAAUUGACUUUUUUAAAGUCACGACUAGUCUUGCCAGUGACAACUUAUAGUAAAUCUACAACUAGACAUAUUACAAUAGUUAACAAUGGACUUCCAACAUCUCAGUCAGGAAGCACAACUAAAACUAACUUAAAUUUUAUUGCCUUUCCUCCACCAAUCAAGGAGUCUUUAUUGCCACAAGCUCCUGUUAUUGUACAAGCUUUAGAUCAGACAUUUGAUGCUUCUAAGCUGAAUCAUGCAUUAAAUAUUGAUAAAGCAGUUAACCACCAUAAACAAGUAGAAAAUAAUGAACUACAUGAGGAUAUAUCUCAAAAUAACCCUACUCAAGGCAUAGAAAUAGAAUCUGGAGAAUUUGGAGUUCAAGAUAUUCAUGAAGAAAUUAUUGACGAUACUCAAAAGACAACGGGAGAAAAUGUAGAACAGUCAUCUAAGAACUUCAAAUCUGAAGAAUCUUCUGAAAAUGGAAAUCAACAAGUUGUUGGUGAAGAAAUUGAAGAGGAGGAAGAAAUAGUCGAAGAUAACAAUUUUGAAGAAUCAAAAGAACCGGAUACUAAUUAUUCUGACAAUUUUCAAGAACCACAAGCUAAGCGUGCCAAAUUAAACUAUUAUCAACAAGAAAUAAAUGGCGUCCCUUAAAGGUAAUUUAUAUAAUAUUAAAAGUUUAAACAUGUUAUUGUUAUGAUAUUUGAAUAGGUCUUAUCGUAAGACAAUUUUUUUUUUCUGUACAUAAAUUAUGUAUAAAUAUUAAGUGGGCUACAAAAUUAUUGUUAUUGUAAUACAUUGUUUUCUUUAAUUAAUUAUGAAUUAUCUAGCUUAAAUCAAACUAGGUAUUUCUCUCUGUCAAAAUAUUUAGUUAUUUUAUGAAUUAAGUAAUAUAUUUUUAUUUUUUGCUUGUGCAGAAUUAUAGGCAGUAUAUUAUGUUAUAAGAUACCCUACUACAUUAAUAACAAAGUGUAUUUGUAAGAAUAUUGUAUUUUUGCUAAACAUUUUUUAUGACUGUUCUAGCUAUUAUGAUAUUAGACAAAUUAUCAUUGCAAUUAUAAAAAAAAAUCCAAGUAAACAAGGUAGCCCUACAUUUGACAUGAUGACCGUCAUUAUUAUUUUAUCCUAUGUCUCAUUAUGUUCCUUGUAAAUAACCGUAAUAACAUAUCUAUUGUAAAAAAUAAUUUAAUUCCAAUUAAUUGACAAUUUAAUUUUGGUUGAUAGGGAUCUAUUUCUUUUGAAAGUGCAAUUACAUUUAAUCUUUCUAUAUUUUUUUCUUUUGUUAUUAUUUUUUUGUUGAUUAUAAAUGUUAUCAAAUUAAAAUAAAUUGCCAUAAUUUUUAUCUGUAUGUGGACAAAAGCUUUUUUUCAGUUUUUAAUUGUUUGAGAAUUUUGAUGUUAUGAAGUUCAUUUUUAAUAAAUAUGUGAUUGGACAUUUUAUAUUAUACAAAAAAUAUAAUAUAAUUAUUUUUAUAAAAUAAGUUUUUGUCUACUUAAUAAAAUGUGUUACCAUUUGUGUUUAGAAAGAUUUAGUUUACAUUGGUAUUAAAAUUAUAUAAAAUUAAAUUUAAACUAUAAUCAAUUUGUUGGGUUUAAACAUAAACAAAAUUAUUAUGUUGGAUUUUUAAACAUCUUGUACAUUUUCCUUGUUUAUUUAUAUAUUAUAAAUAUUUCAAAAGUAUUUUUCAAUCAGCGAAUAAUUAUUUUUUCAUUUAGUUCUUUACUAAUAAAAAAAAAAAUAAUAUGCACAAAUGCAAAUGUGUAUCUAUAAAUAUUGUAUUGUUGUCUUGGGCGUCUUUAUUUGAUGGAUGUGCGUGGGACCCGGCCCUACCAUAUUUAUGUGUACCCCGUCUCUAGUUGUAUUAACCUAAGCAGUUCCGACAAGCACAAAUAUUUUUUUUUUAAAAGAUUGUAAUAAACAUGAUGUUGUUAGUAGUAUUUAUACAUUAUAUCAUAUAAUAGAUUCAAAUUGUAUUAAGGAAUAAAAAUAGUCAACGCAAUACUUUUUUAGCACACUUGUAAGUGUAAUAUAAGAUUACUAUUUACUUUAUUUUGUUGAGACAUUAAAUUUAUAAAUUAUUUAA